Molecule: messenger RNA, 2966 nt
Organism: Osmerus eperlanus (European smelt)
Lineage: Eukaryota; Metazoa; Chordata; Actinopteri; Osmeriformes; Osmeridae
Gene: gnao1b
Product: guanine nucleotide binding protein (G protein), alpha activating activity polypeptide O, b
Exons: 8
Coding region: 316-1380 (354 amino acids)
Biological process (GO): adenylate cyclase-modulating G protein-coupled receptor signaling pathway; G protein-coupled dopamine receptor signaling pathway
Cellular component (GO): heterotrimeric G-protein complex
Molecular function (GO): G protein-coupled serotonin receptor binding; GTP binding; GTPase activity
Source: RefSeq, a predicted model, not a curated record
CUUCCUCGCUCAGCUAUUGUGAAGAGAUUGAACGAUGAGAUCGCUCGCGCUCGCUGUCAUCAGCGCCGCCCUAUAGAGACCCCCAGCCCCGAGGCUCGAGCACAACGACCCCACCCCCCGCUCCUAGAGGGACGGAGCGAGAGCUACAGAGACACGGAGAAAAAAAAACCUUUUCGGACCCCGGUUCUAUUUGCCCUCAAUCUGGGCCUCAUGCAGUAGCCGACCGUGCAAGCGAGCGAGAGAGAUACACCGUGAUUGAGUCGCGAGGGACAGGGCGGAACAGGAGAAGAAGGGAUUGUUCAUUCGGCUCGAGCCAUGGGAUGUACACUUAGCGCCGAGGAGCGCGCAGCCCUUGACAGGAGCAAAGCCAUCGAGAAAAAUCUGAAAGAGGAUGGAGUCACGGCUGCCAAGGACGUCAAACUGCUGCUGCUGGGAGGAGGAGAAUCGGGCAAAAGCACGAUCGUCAAACAGAUGAAGAUUAUCCAUGAGGAUGGUUUCUCUGGGGAUGAUGUGAAGCAGUAUAAGCCUGUUGUGUAUAGCAACACCAUCCAGAGCUUGGCUGCCAUCCUGAGAGCCAUGGAUUCCUUGGGUAUCGAGUUUGGAGACAAGGACAGGAAGGCGGAUGCUAAGCUGGUGUGUGAUGUGGUGAGUCGUAUGGAGGACACAGAGCCCUACUCCGCAGAGCUGCUGACGGCUAUGAAGCGUGUGUGGAGCGACGCCGGGACCCAGGAGUGCUUCAACCGUGCCCGCGAGUACCAGCUCAAUGACUCCGCCCAGUACUACCUGGACAGUCUAGAUCGUAUUGGUGCGCCAGACUAUCAGCCCACAGAGCAGGAUAUCCUCAGAACUCGAGUCAAGACCACCGGCAUUGUAGAGACCCACUUCACCUUCAAGAACCUCCACUUCAGGCUGUUUGACGUGGGAGGCCAGAGGUCUGAGCGUAAGAAGUGGAUCCACUGUUUUGAGGAUGUGACGGCCAUCAUCUUCUGUGUGGCGCUCAGUGGGUAUGACCAGGUGCUGCAUGAGGAUGAGACCACUAACCGCAUGCACGAGUCUCUGAUGCUCUUUGACUCCAUCUGUAACAACAAGUUCUUCAUCGACACCUCCAUCAUCCUCUUCCUCAACAAGAAGGAUUUAUUUGCUGAGAAGAUCAAGAAGUCCCCCUUGAGUAUCUGUUUCCCUGAAUACACAGGUGCUAACUCGUAUGAUGACGCGACUGCUUACAUCCAGGUCCAGUUUGAGAGUAAGAAUCGCUCACCCAAUAAGGAGAUCUACUGUCACCUGACCUGCGCCACAGACACGGGGAAUAUUCAAGUAGUGUUUGACGCCGUCACCGACAUCAUCAUCGCCAACAACCUGAGGGGGUGUGGCUUAUACUGAGGCCUGGCCCAGACAGGGGUUGCAAUGGAGAGUAUGAGGUGUUUGAUGAUAAUUUUGAUGAUAUUAAAAAGGCAUAAAUAUGUAAAUCUACACGUCCAGACGGACCCAAAGAGCUGCCGCCUGACACCACACUACCAUGACCCUCUGUUUCUGUUCCCAUUCUAGACACCAUUCUUCUUCUGUUUCUUUGUUUUCAACAUGUGUUUCCUGCUGAAUGUGUUUCCUGUUCUGUUGUUGAUUGUAUUAAGCUAUCAGCAUGGAGGGCUGUGUUGCUCUGGCCCAACUCAGCCAGAUGUGUUGUGUCUGGAGUCCAGUACGUGUGCUCUCCUAACACCUGACACGACACUGGGACAGUCUCUGCAACACUUCUGGCUGCAGCAUGGGAAACACAGCUCACCCUGCUCCGGUUGCCGAGGUGAUGUUGUAACGUAGGUGGUGGUGAUGUUGUGGGGUGGGGGUGGGGGUGGGGGGGGUGUAAAGCUGGUAGGGGCUGGUGGUUAGGCUGUCCUAGAUAGAACUCCCCCCCCCUUCCCUGGACUCCCCCAGGGGUGCUCAGUGCUGGGCACUUCCUGUCAGCUUUGUUCGUCUCUCCCCUCUACUUCACCACUCUAGGGGGAGGGGUUCUUGUAUGGCCAGCUCUCUCCAUUGGCCUCCUAAAGUGUAAUGAAAUGCCCGUCAGCCAAUAGGAAGUGUGAAUAGUGUCAUAUCAGCGCCAACCUUCUGAGACUGACAGCUAAGGGGGCGGGCACAUAAACAAUAGAUGGCUAUCACUAUCUAUCUGACAACCUUUUACAAUAAUGUAAUAGAAGAAACACAUGAUACAUUUUAUUAUCAUCAAAUUUUUAUUGAUUGAUUUCAGCCUCAUGCGCUCCAUGCUUCUCCGUCCUUCCCAGAGUCCCGUGCCACAUAUUUAUUUCCUGUCCUGUCGGACUGGGGGACAACCACUUCCUGUGUCAGUCAGGGCCACAAGCCGCUCUCCCCAACCACUUCCUGUGUCAGUCAGGGCCACAAGCCGCUCUCCCCAAACCCUGCUACCUAUCUCUAACCAUGCUACCCUGUUUCCCCACCCUGCUACCUUGCUUCCUAACCCAAAUCCUGCUCCCCUCAUACGCUCCCCCUGUCUGGCUCUUACCAGAUGCUGAGCGCUGUGUGGAGAGAAGAGUGGCAUUAGAAAUGAACACCCCCCCCCCCCCCCCCCCCCCAGCCCCUGACCACUGACACGGUCACAUUCUCUCUUCACAGAGGAAAAGUACAGCUAUCCAUUUAUUCACCUGUGCACCUAGAAGCAUUCUUCCUCCCUCUAUCACUCUUUACUCCCUCCAUUCCCCUCUAGUUCUCUACUCCUUCUUUACCUACUUCAUUCCUCUAUCACAUAUCACCCCUCAUUUCUGACUUGUUCCAUGUUCACCUUAAACACCGUACUGUAUAUAUAUAUGAUUAUACCACUUUUCUGUUUUUUACUGUGAAUGUUUUUGUGCUGCACCCCUUAUCUCCUCCGUAGUUUAUUGGUUGCUCUCAUGUGGAAUGUUUGUGCUGAGCCAAUCGAAUGUUGUGUUUACAUUAAAGCCACACUUUUCCUAACUAUU